UGCUAAUAAUUGGAUAAAUUUCACAUGAGUAACAUUAAUCAUGACAAAGGCAUGUUAUUGAUAUUGUUAAAUAUUAAAAAUCAACAAUACUGAACAAAGGAAGUUAAAUCAUACAAUUUUAACUGUUGUUUUUCAAGACUUCUGUUAAGGGGAGGAAGAGCAGGGUAAAACGCGUGGCAAAAAAUUGAAUUAUGCCUCUGAUAAUUAUCACAGGUAUUCCCUGUAGUGGAAAGAGCACCAGGGCUCUGGAAUUGAAGAAGUACUUUGAAGAUAGUCGAGGGAAGAAGGUUGAGGUUAUCAGUGAAAUAGAUGCUAUAAUCAAGGCUGGAUAUGAUAGAAAUACAUUCUAUGCUGAUUCUAAAAAAGAAAAGAGUGUACGAGCUGAUGUUAAGUCUCAUUCCCAACGACUUCUGAAUCCUGAGGACGUUCUUAUUGUAGAUGGAAGUAAUUAUAUAAAGGGUUACCGCUAUGAGAUUUACUGCAUGUCAAAAUUAUACAAAACACCUCAGUGUACAGUACACUGUGACUUACCCAUUGAACAUGCACGCUUGUGGAAUGAAAAACGACCACAGGAAGAACGAUAUUCCAAUGAAAUAUUUGAUGCCCUUAUAAACAGGUACGAAGCACCCGACAGUAGAAACAGAUGGGAUUCACCAUUGUUUGCAGUAUUACCAGAAGAUGAAUUAAAAUUUGGGGAUAUCUAUAGUGUACUUUAUGAAGCCAAGGCACCAAAACCAAAUUUAAGCACUCAGUGUCCACCGUUAUCAUCUGCAAAUUAUCUCUAUGAACUGGACAGGAUAACACAGGAAGUUGUGAAUGCAAUUUUGUCAGCAAAACGAUUGGGAAUCGAGAGCAACGUUAAAAUACCAAAUUGCCAAUUAACAUUGGAAAAUUCUAGUGACUCCUCACAGCUAGUACGGCUGCGAAGGCAGUUUUUAACGUACAGUAAAAUGCAACAGAUAGAACCUAGUCAAAUAGCUCUAUUAUUUGUACAGUAUCUCAAUAAAAGUUUGUAGGACAACAGGUGAGUCGCAUUGAAGUACGUCUCUAACAUGAAAGAAAAGAAAGAGAAUUGUAUAUAUCUUGCCGACUUGGCGUCGUUAACAUUUUUUGAUACAAAAUUAUAUUAAUUACAACAA
Messenger RNA from Cephus cinctus (wheat stem sawfly), 1139 nucleotides. RefSeq names its product protein KTI12 homolog. The transcript has 6 exons. NCBI's taxonomy places the organism in Eukaryota, Metazoa, Arthropoda, Insecta, Hymenoptera, Cephidae. Bases 192 to 1016 code for a protein of 274 amino acids. The record is from RefSeq and is a predicted model, not a curated record.